AUGGCUAGAGACCAGUGUUUGAAGUGUAAAAAUAAUUUAAAUAUCAGUGCACAAAGUACAGUUAAAUGUGUAAAGUGUGAGAAGUAUAUUCACCUAAAGUGCUUGAAUAAUACGAAAGAAAGUGAAGAUUUAAACCCAGAAACUACAAAUUCCUAUACCUGUCAGCGGUGCCAUGUGCUUGGUGAGGUUAAGGGGACUCAUGAACAUGUAGAUGAGGACGAUGAAGAUGACAGUAAUGGAUCUUUUAGCCUAAACUCAUCGAGUGCAUCGAGCAUAUCAGUUGAAGGUACCAUUAUUGAAGAGACUAGAGUAAAAGAGCUGGAGAAAGGUCUAAGUUCACUUCAAGACAAAGUCCACAGUUUGUUGAGUAGAAUCGAGAAGUUAGAGAGUGAAAGGUGUCAGUGUAAUAAAAAGCAAGAAUCAGCCAGAAGAAAUUUGGAAAUCAAGAUGGAUAAUAACCAAAAUGUUGUUAAUAUCGAACCAAGAACUUCAGUAAAGUCAGAAGUAAACAAAAUAAGAAUGAUCGAGAAGGAUAUCCUGACUGCUCCAAUUGAUAUAACGAUGGUACACUGUGUUGGAAGAGAUCUGCUUCUGUCAGAUGGAAUUGCCAAACGAAUCAAAGAAAGAUACCAACUGGAAGAAAAGCUUAAGGAAAUUGAUACUACUGGAAGAGUAGCCGUUCAGACGACUGGGGCAGGAAGAAAGAUAAUACACCUAAUUACCAAGGAGAAAUCUAAAGACAAACCUAAAUGGAACGAUUUUAAAAAAGCAAUACAAGAACUGAGAAGCCACUGUGUAGACAAUGAAAUAAAAAAGAUCUGGAUGCCAAAAAUAGGUUGUGGUCUAGACAGACUAAAAUGGAAGGAAGUAAUGGAGCUACUUAAAAUAGAAUUUCAAGAAACCAAUGUCGAAGUAACUGUGUGCUAUCUUGGUGAAAAAGAAGAGAAGGAGUAUAGAGAGACGAUUAAGAACAAGAGAAUGAAGAAAGAAGAAAUAAACGUAAAGCCAAAAAUAGAAGUCCAUGGUGAUAGCCAAGUAAAAAAUCUAGGAAAGAUCAUGAACCAAGAACUAAGAGAAUUCAACACACUUGUAUUAGCUAAUCCUGGAGCAACAACUAGGAACAUUACAGAAGAGCUAAACAGAAAAAGAGCCAAUCUGACGCCAGAUGACUGUAUUGUCUUUGUCACUGGGUCAAACGAUGAAGAGCUCUAUGAGAAUAAUAGAAUUGAAAUGAUCUCUCAGGCUAAUCAUACCAGAGUUAUAAUUACUAGUGCCCCUAUGAGGUAUGACCACGAAGAGUUCUACAGGAAUGAUAUUCUCAGGUACAAUGAAAAGCUAAAAAAUCUGAUCGAAAAGGAAAGACAAAAACUAAUUGAUCCGGGGAGGAUCCAAUACAUAGACUUAAAUACCAUCCUGGGAAGAUUUCAUUUUACUGAACACGGCCUACACCUAAACGUGAAAGGGAAGGAAAAACUGACUGAAGAAAUAAUGAAGAUCCUAUACAAGAACAAAGAGGAAGGAGAUGAGGAAGAUGCAGGCUUUGGCCUUUUUGAUUAA
Molecule: messenger RNA, 1557 nt
Organism: Frankliniella occidentalis (western flower thrips)
Lineage: Eukaryota; Metazoa; Arthropoda; Insecta; Thysanoptera; Thripidae
Exons: 1
Coding region: 1-1557 (518 amino acids)
Biological process (GO): peptidyl-glutamate ADP-deribosylation
Source: RefSeq, a predicted model, not a curated record